AUGAAUGAAAAGCAUAUUUAUCUGCAAUGGAUUCAGAAUUUGCUGAUAGAUGGCUACAAAUCCUUUUCUUUAUCACCAAAUGUCAAUCGCAAUAUAAGCAGUCAAGCUCAUUCUUUAAUAUCAGAGAAUAUCGAUCUAAUAUUUGCAAAAAUUCCAGAUAAUUUCAAAGAUACUACACUAUUUAAGCUCGCAAUUUGCAUGAUUGAUCAGAAAUUCCCAAUCGAAUUCAACAAUUUACAGCGAAUUUUAGAUUAUAUUUCAAAAGAAAUGCCAAUUUCAAAUUUUUCACGUCAACUUUACGAAAAAAGUAAAAUGCCCGAGAUAGAUAAACUAGGUGCUCUUAUUGUUGAAUACUACAUUCGAGUAAAAUUCGAUCCAAACUGGAAGAAAAGUCUUCGAAAUAACUACUCUCUUAUCGACAUUGAAUCUGCAUUACUAAAUUGGAUAAACAAUAACAUACACAAGAAUCUUGUACCUCCAGGCUUAUCCUUUACAGAGAUAGUAGGAAGUGGCCAAUUCUGUGCUGCUUUCUUUGCAAAAUACAGAAGAAGUAUCAUCAUGUUAAAAAAAGUUAAAUUCGGAAAAAAUUUAACUACAAUAGAUAAAAUAAACAAUUGGAAAGAGCUUGAAGUUGCGCUAAAUACAUAUAGAGUUAAGAAACCAAUUAUGCCUGAAAUAGAAAAUAGAAUUUGCAUGAUUUGCUUUGUAAUUGACUUUUAUUCCGCAGUCAAAGAAAAAGAAGUUGAAGAUGUUGUUGAACUUCAAGAACCAAUGUUUUUAACAACCAAAAAUGAUUUUCAGAUCUCAGAAACAAAUGCUCUUGAAUUUGGGGAAUCAAAUACUGAGAAUUCAGAAUCAAUUAAAGCUGACAAAUCUAAAUCAAACAAUCAAGCUUUUUCUGAAAAAUUUCAUCUUGAAAUACCAAGUAAUUUUGAAAGAAUUAAUACAAAUUCAACUUCAAAUACAUAUAUUAAACAAACAACAUCACAAAAUAGCACAAACAAUCAAAUAAACACAGAUAAUUUUCAGUUUCAAUUCCUCAAAAUUCCUCAUUUAACAUCAACAAAACAAAGUAAUUCUCCACAACCAGAAAGUUCGAAAUCAAAACCAAUUGCUGAUAAUAAAAACACACAAAAUUUUGACAAUAUUUCUGAUGAUAAACAAAAUGAAACAAAAGAAAAUAAUGAAAUAUUUGAUGAAUCAAAACAAAAACAGACUAAAAUCAAUGAUGAAUCAAAUCAAAGGCAGAUUAAUAUGAAUGAUGAAUCAAAUCAAAGACAGACUAAUAUGAAUUAUGAUAAAUUCACAACUAAUAAUGAUAAACCACAACAUAAACAGAAAGAAAAAUCAAAUCAAUUAGGAGCAAGUUCUAAUAAUAAAACAGAUGACGCAAGGUUUGAAUAUUUGAAGAAAGGAAAACAUAGUAAAAAGUUGACAAUUGACCUAAAUCAAUCUUUGCAGAAUGUAGAGAUGACUGAAGUUGCUACAAAUACAGACAGUACAAGAAAAUAUGAUAAUGAUAAACAAACUUAUUAUAAUGAUGAAAAACCAAAGAAAAAGACUCUUCGUAAUUUCAUUGAUGAACAAGACAACAGAAGAAAGAUUCCAGAAAGAGUUCCUUUGAGAUUAAUGAGAGAGGAUGAUGAUUCUCCAAGAGUUGAUUUAGACAAAAUAGCAAAACAAAAAUGGAUGCAAUCAAUUCCUAAAACAGAAUUCGAAUUUACACCAACGCAUCAAAUUGUUGUUGAUCCUUCUAAGAAAGAUAACAAAGCAUCUUUUACUUCUUCUGUUGUAGUUGCACCUCCUAUUGACAAAGCAAAGAAAACAAAGAACAUUUCUUUUGUUCCAAAAGAUUUCUUUGAAGAAGAUUCAUUUGAUACAUUUGUAAAUUCAAUUGUUGACAAAAUCAAAGAUAGACAAAACGAAUUAGCUUUGAUUCAACAAGAGAAUAUCAAUGAAAAUGUUCAACCAACUCCAAAUAUAUACAGACCAAGAGUUUUCUAUGAAAGUUCUUCUGAAAGUGAUGAUGAUUCUAAAGAUCCUCUUUUCGAUUUAGAUAAAUUAGUUUCAAAACCAGAAAACGCUCCAAUUUAUCAAAAGAUUUCAAAAGAGAAAGAAGAAAAACUUUUAUCAAAUGUAAGAAGAUUAAGCUCCAAUUCAUAUUUAAUUUCGAAAUCUUCAAAGCCAAAGAACUUUGAAAAAUACAACAAUCCUAAAAUAAACAUUCCACAACAACCAGAAAAGAAGCAACAAAUUAUUAAUAAAGAAGAAAAAUCCAAAUCAGAAGAUAUAAUAAAGAAAGAACAAUCAUCUAAAGAAAUUAUUAAUAAAGAAGAGAAAAUCAAAUCAGAAGUAUCUAAAGAAAAUAAAACUAAAAUAUUAGAAAUAGAAAACAAAGAAGAAAAGAAACCAGUACAGAUAUCAAAUAGUGAAGAUUCAUCUGAAGUUUCCUUUGAUGAAACUCCUACAAGAAUUAAUAAUAAAUUAAGUGAUUCUGAAAGUGAUAAUAAUGAAGAUACAAUGCAACUUUCAUUGACUUUACCUUUGACAUCUACACAAGAAAUAGAGAAAAACAAACAAGCAAAGAUGAAAGAAUCAUCAAGCGAAAGUCAUCAAAAUAAUAAUGAAGUAAUGUCACCAAUCUCAAAAACAGCUUCAUUAUUAUCGCCUAUAUCGAAACCGGCAUCAUUGAGCUUCUCAAAUGAUUCCUAUUCUGACAUUCAAAAUAAGAAGGAACAAAAAGAAGUCGAAUCUCCAAUAAAAGAAGAACCAACUCUUAAUGAAGAAGAAAUAUUAAAGAACCAGACAUGGGAAGAAGAUAAAUCAGGAGAUAAUAUCGUUACUUUUGAAUAUCCAGCACUUUAUCAGAAUCAAAACUCAAUUGCUCCAUUGAUUCCUGAAGAAAGUCCAAGAAUUUCAACAAAUAAUGCUUUUCCAAAAGAAGAAGUUAAACAACAAAUUCAUAAUGAAAACCCAGAAAAAGAGAAGAAGAAAAUUACUAAAUCAGGAAUUCCUGUUAGAAAAGAAAUUCCAAAGAAAACAGAAGAAGAAAAAGAAGAACAAGCAAAUGAUAUUCUUGAAGAACUUGAUAAUUAUGCUCAACCAGAUUAUAAACAUCCUCCUCAUAUUGAACAAAGAAAACCUAAACCAAAAGAAAAUGAACCACAAAAGGAAAUCGAAAAUGCAGAGUUAAAAGUUACUAAUUUCCAAGCCAAGUUACAAAAACCAACUUCUGAAGAAAAACCAAAACAAAUUACUUCUACAAAAGAAGUACCAAAAACUAAUAAUAAUAUUGUUGAUGAAAAAGCAAAUAAGAAACCAGAGAAACCUCCACAAAUACAGGUAAAUAACAAUACAAAGAUCGAUGCUCCACAAAAGAAUAAUAUUAUUACUCCUUCUGAAGUUAAAGAUAUAUUAAUUCCUGCACUUCUUUCACCAAUAUUCAAAAAUGAGCAAAAUUCAUCAAAUUCAUCAAAAUUGGAAGAAAACAGACCUCCACCAAUCUUAUCAUCAUUCUCAAAGAACAAUGACGAUGAUGACAUUAUUAUUCAGAGUGUUUCAUCAAGUUCUUCUAUGGAAGUUGCUAUGACUCCAACAGGAACAACACAAAACAAAUUAAAACUAGAACCAUUAAGAGCCAGUGUUGAUCCUAAAGCUUCAACAGAUAGAAGAGUUAGUUUCUUGCCAGAGUUCUGUCAUCCAAUGACAAGAACUCAGUGGCUUGAAGAUCUGAAGAAUCAGAAAAAGCUAAAGAGACUAGCUAGAGCUGCAGCACCAAAAUCAAGAACAAGAGAUCAAUAUCCUCCAAAAGCAGAAAUUCCUAAAACUGCAAACAGCAAAAAAUCUCUUCUUCCUGACGCAAAACCACCAGGAGAGAGAAUGAAAUCAAGUAUGAAGAAAGUAAAACAUAGCCAUGAAGAUGAUGACAUUCUUAAUUCAACACAAACAUUAACAUUGUCCGAUGUCGGACUAUUAUAA
Molecule: messenger RNA, 3978 nt
Organism: Trichomonas vaginalis G3
Lineage: Eukaryota; Parabasalia; Trichomonadida; Trichomonadidae
Product: calponin-homology domain, CH-domain family
Exons: 1
Coding region: 1-3978 (1325 amino acids)
Source: RefSeq, a predicted model, not a curated record